AUGGUAUUGUGGCGGUCCGCUUACGGCACGCGCGCCUGGCCGCGCGCCGGGCCCGCGCGCCCGCCACGUGACGAGAGCGGAAGCAAGAGUCCCGGCCUCUCGAUUCAAGGCACUCCAGGCCUCUGUACCGCCCCACGUCGCGUACGCCCAGCCGGGCCAUUCUUUGCCGAGUCGACGACGAAGCCAGCCAUCACGCCGCGGGCAAAGAAAAGGGGGCCACCCUGUCCCCUCGAGGCAAACGGCCAUCCGCCUCUACAUGAAGCCCAGGCGAGCAAUCACCCGUCUCUGCAGGAAGCACAAGCCAGCAGUCAUCCGCCUCCUCCGCAGGAAGUCUCAGCAGUGGAAGAGGCCCGAUCGUCCACCUACGGAUCCUCGGCCCCGGCCAACGGUCAGCCGAGGAACGCAGACCGAAGGAAGCACCUCACCACCAAGUCCGCCGGUCAGGACGCCGACGAAGCCGACGACGCCAGGGCGAACGAGGCAGCGCAGCCCCACGAAGCCGCUGACUCCCGGGCGACCAAGGGGUCCCUCCAUCCGGACCUUCCGCACGCCCAGUCGCCAGCCAGCGACGCCGUCAAGACGCCCACGACCUUCAGAGUCCCCGGGGCGCUUCGCGGACCUCCUCCGGCGACUGGCACAGGCGUCGCCGGACCGCAGCCGAUUGAGAACGGCCAUCUCAAUCCCGCUGCGACCGAUUCCACGAUUCCAGCGCAGGCCAUUUGUGCAGGACCGGACGAAGGCCCUCUUUAG
Wasmannia auropunctata (little fire ant) is the source of this 750-nucleotide messenger RNA. RefSeq lists its product as uncharacterized. Bases 1 to 750 code for a protein of 249 amino acids. The record is from RefSeq and is a predicted model, not a curated record. Lineage: Eukaryota; Metazoa; Arthropoda; Insecta; Hymenoptera; Formicidae. The transcript is spliced from 3 exons.